Letharia columbiana is the source of this 1623-nucleotide messenger RNA. RefSeq lists its product as uncharacterized. Gene Ontology annotation, cellular component: cytosol. Bases 1 to 1623 code for a protein of 540 amino acids. The transcript is spliced from 2 exons. The record is from RefSeq and is a predicted model, not a curated record. NCBI's taxonomy places the organism in Eukaryota, Fungi, Ascomycota, Lecanoromycetes, Lecanorales, Parmeliaceae. Gene Ontology annotation, biological process: spermine biosynthetic process; spermidine biosynthetic process. Gene Ontology annotation, molecular function: adenosylmethionine decarboxylase activity.
AUGGUCAAUACUGAAAUACCCAAGAAUUACACAGCGUCUCCCUCGUCUUUUAGUGGGACACCACAUCUGACUAUCAAUCGUGAUGUUGCAGUCGAUCUCGACUCCAGCAAUGCAUUUGAAGGGCCUGAAAAGCUAUUAGAAGUAUGGUUCAGCGCUUCCUCCAACUCCCUCCCGGCAGCCUCUGCUCCGGUAGGGUUGAAAGUCGUACCUUCUGAAGUGUGGAAGGAUAUGCUCGAGCUGGUCAAUUGCAAGGUCCUUUCUAUCGUCGAAUCGGAACAUGUCGAUGCCUAUCUGCUAUCCGAAUCCAGCAUGUUCGUCUUUCCCCACAAGCUCAUACUCAAAACAUGCGGCACAACCACACUACUCAGCGGCUUGCCAAGAAUCCUCGAGAUCGCAGCCUUAGUUGCCGGAUUCCCGCAUGUGCUUGCCAAUCAAACCCUCGGAACGGGCACUGCAGCCAAACCAUACCGGGUUUUCUACAGCAGGAAGAAUUUUCUGUUUCCUGACCGUCAACGGGGACCUCACCGAAGCUGGAGAGACGAGGUCAAGUCACUCGACAGAUUGUUUCUUGGCGGCAGUGCUUAUAUGAUUGGUAAAAUGAACGGCGAACACUGGUAUCUGUAUCUUACGGAACCCAACACGAUUCUGACGCCUCCUGCAACACCCGAGAGACGUGAGACGGAGACGAAAUUCAUGGGUCUCCCAGUGUCAAAUGCAACCAUGAAGGUCUUCGAUCCAUACGACGACGACGACCAAGAUGAGACCCUAGAACUUCUUAUGACAGACUUGGAGCCAGAGAAUGCCAAGAACUUCUACCUGGACCACGCGAGUGCGGUCGCGGAGGGUCGAUACUAUCAAGAAGCACACAAGGCGCGCAUUGACGCCGAGAAGCACGUAGGAGAUAUCAACAGUUUUCCCUCGAAGCCCGCCAAAAUCCCGGACAAGGGGUACCUCAAGACCAUUGAUGAGAACGCCGACGUAUUCAGCAACACAUCCUCUGACCCUGGGGAUCUCAUGUCCGACGACUCCGAGCUUGAAUAUCCCGAAGAGCUUACGACGGAAGGACACGCCCUUGGUACUGUUGUUUCUGAAGUCUGUGGACUAGCCGAUGUCUACCCAACAUCGAAGUACCCGGACGCUCGAGUUGACGCCUACCUCUUCACCCCUUGCGGGUUCUCCGCCAAUGGCGUCAUCCCUGCUCCAAAUGGCCCCGAGGCCACUCACUACUUCACCGUCCACGUCACACCGGAGCCUAACUGCUCUUAUGCAUCCUUCGAGACCAACGUCCCCAGCAAGCAAACGGGUCGUGAAACGGCGGAUGUGAUUGAGCAGGUGGUCAACAUCUUCAAGCCCGGUCGCUUCUCGGUGACACUGUUCGAAGGCAAGAAGCUCGACGACGAGAUGGAUCAUAGCGCGAGCGAGAACGGCAACGAGACGGCCAACAAGAUCAAGGCGUUGGAGAAACAGGUGGCGAGGAAGGGAAGUCGUCUGGAUCAGAUCCGAGGUUACAGACGUGUGGAUCGGAUCGUGCACGACCUGCAGGGCUAUGAGUUGGUCUUCAAGUACUACGAGAGGUAUGAUUGGGAGGGUGGGGCGCCAAGACUGGGCGAGGUUGGCUUCUGA